GAGGACGGGGCUGUGGCCUGUGACAAUACUUCCAAACUUAGCGUUCCACAUACAGUGUCCGUGGAGAUCAGGAACUCCAGCUGUCGGGAACAGAGUUUUUACUACACAUCACACGUUCUGUAUUCUCUCUGAUUCACAAGGAUGGACAAGGACAGGAGUCACAGGACUGAGAGUAUAAUAAAUAUCACCCUGGAGAUCAUCUACCUGCUGACUGGGGAGGAUUACACAAUAGUGAAGAAGACAUCCAAUGAGUAUGAGACACCCAGCAGCCAUCUCCGUGUAUCAGGAAGACUGAGUAGAACCCAGAGCCCCAUCACGGUGCCUCCACCUCACUCACUGACACAUGAGAGACACAAUGAUCAGAAGAUCCUGGAACUCACCAACAAGAUCAUUCAGUUGCUGACUGGAGAUGUGACUGCUGGGAAUGGGGCAUUAUACAGUAACCCCGGGGGACGUGUCUGGGUGAUGACUGGAGAGGAGGGGGAGUAUAUAGAGGAACACGGGGGUCUGUACGAGGACGUGAUGAUGGAUAAUCACCGGCCCCUCACAUCACUUGAUGGGCCCAGUAACAGAGAUACCCCUGAGAGAUGUCCCCGUCCUCUGUAUUCCCAGGAUUGCACAGAGGAGAAUCACAGGAUUCCACAGGAGGAUCAGGUAGAACGUCUGUCUAAUACUAAAAUACCAGAUAUAGAGGGAGAAGAAGAGACGUAUGUGACUGAUAUAAAGGCAGAAGAUAUAGAGGGAGAAGAAGAGACGUAUGUGACUGAUAUAAAGGCAGAAGAUAUAGAGGGAGAAGAAGAGACGUAUGUGACUGAUAUAGAGGCAGAAGAUAUAGAGGGAGAAGAAGAGACGUAUGUGACUGAUAUGAAGGCAGAAGAUAUAGAGGGAGAAGAAGAGACGUAUGUGACUGAUAUAAAGGCAGAAGAUAUAGAGGGAGAAGAAGAGACGUAUGUGACUGAUAUGAAGGCAGAAGAUACAGAGGGAGAAGAAGAGACGUAUGUGAGGGGUGAUCAGCAGUGUAAGGAGGAGGAGAUCCCUACAGAUAUCAGCACAGCAGAUGGACACACAAGCAGGAAUAUCUCAGAAGGACAUCUAUUGUUAUCCCCGGAUUGUGACAUAAAAGAUGACAGUAGACAGGAUUCUCCAGCAUUUAACCCCAUUACCCCAAUUAUAUAUCCAGCUCUAUCAACUGAUCCCCCUGAUCCUGGGAAAUGUUCUCCUGAUCACUCUGAUAUUGGUGCAUCUGUUACAGCUUUGAGAGUAGAUACAGUGUUUCCCUGGUCUAUAGAUACCAAAUGUUUUACACAGAACACAAACCUUAUUACUCAUCAGCCAGCUAAGGCAGGUGAGAGGCCAUUUCCAUAUUCUGAGUGUGAGAAAUGUUUUACAUAUAAAUCAAAUCUUGUUACACAUAUGAGAAGUCACACAGGUGAGAAGCCGCAUUCCUGUUCUGAGUGUGGGAAAUGUUUUACACAGAAAUCAUCUCUUGUUACACAUCAGAGAAGUCACACAGGUGAGAGGCCGUAUUCCUGUUCUGAGUGUGGGAAAUGUUUUGCAUCGAAAUCAAAUCUUAUUAAACAUCAGAGAAGUCACACAGGUGAGAAACCGUAUUCCUGUUCUGAGUGUAGGAAAUGUUUUGCACAGAAAUCAGCUCUUGUUACACAUCAGAAAAGUCACACAGGUGAGAAGCCGUAUUCCUGUUCUGAGUGUGGAAAAUGUUUUGCAUCGAAAUCAUAUCUUGUUACACAUCAGAGUAGUCACACAGAUGAGAAGCCAUAUUCCUGUUCUGAGUGUGGGAAAUGUUUCACAAAGAAAUCAGCCCUUGUUACACAUCAGAGAAGUCACACAGGUGAGAGGCCAUAUUCCUGUUCUGAGUGUGGGAAAUGUUUUACACAGAAAUCAGAUCUUGUUACACAUAAGAGAAGUCACACAGGUGAGAAGCCGUAUUCCUGCUCUGAGUGUGGGAAAUGUUUUGCAUCGAAAUCAAAUCUUAUUAAACAUCAGAGAAGUCACACAGGUGAGAAACCGUAUUCCUGUUCUGAGUGUAGGAAAUGUUUUUUAUCUAAAUCAUAUCUUGUUAAACAUCAGAGAAGUCACACAGGUGAGAAACCGUAUUCCUGUUCUGAGUGUAGGAAAUGUUUUGCACGGAAAUCAGGUCUUGUUAUACAUCAGAGAAGUCACACAGGUGAGAAGCCGUAUUCCUGUUCUGAGUGUGGGAAAUGUUUUUUAUCUAAAUCAAAUCUUGUUAAACAUCAGAGAAGUCACACAGGUGAGAAGCCAUAUUCCUGUUCUGAGUGUGGGAAAUGUUUUACACAGAAAUCAUCUCUUGUUACACAUCAGAGAAGUCACACAGGUGAGAGGCCGUAUUCCUGUUCUGAGUGUGGGAAAUGUUUUAGACAGAAAUCAGAUCUUGUUACACAUCAGAGGAGUCACACAGGUGAGAAGCCAUUUUCAUGCUGUGAGAGAAAUAAAUCCGCUCUUGUUGAACAUAUUAGACAUUACCCAAGUACGGAACCAUUUAAAUCUUCUGGAGUAUAAUUAUCACUGCCAUGCAAUGUUCCUCAAGGGUCAAUCCUAUCUCCUAUGCUUUAUGCAAUAUACAGUCUGGUCCAUAUAUAUUGGGACAUCGACACAAUUCUCAUAUUUUGGGCUCUAUACACCACCACAAUGGAUUUGAAAUGAAACAAACAAGAUGUGCUUUAAAUGCAGACUUUCCGCUUUAAUUUGAGAGUAUUUACAUCUAAAUCAAGUGAACGGUGUAGGAAUUAAAAACGGUUUUUAUAUGUGCCUCCCACUUUUUAAGGGACCAAAAGUAAUGGUACAGACUAAACAAUCCUAAAUCAAACUUUUACUUUUUAAUACUUUGUUGCAAAUCCUUUUGUCAGUUACAGCCUGAAGUCUGGAACGCAUAGACAUCACCAGAUGCUGGGUUUCAUCCCUGGUGAUGCUCUGCCAGGCCUCUACUGCAAAUGUCUUCAGUUCCUACUUGUUCUUGGGGCAUUUUCCCUUCAGUUUUGUCUUCAUCAAGUGAAAUGCAUGCUCAAUCGGAUUCAGGUCAGGUGAUUGAAUUGGCCAUUGCAUAACA
Pseudophryne corroboree (corroboree frog) is the source of this 3085-nucleotide messenger RNA. Its product is annotated as zinc finger protein ZFP2-like. The coding region runs from base 142 to 2538 and encodes 798 amino acids. The transcript is spliced from 7 exons. Gene Ontology annotation, molecular function: DNA-binding transcription factor activity, RNA polymerase II-specific; RNA polymerase II cis-regulatory region sequence-specific DNA binding. NCBI's taxonomy places the organism in Eukaryota, Metazoa, Chordata, Amphibia, Anura, Myobatrachidae. The record is from RefSeq and is a predicted model, not a curated record. Gene Ontology annotation, biological process: regulation of transcription by RNA polymerase II.